Molecule: messenger RNA, 819 nt
Organism: Stylophora pistillata
Lineage: Eukaryota; Metazoa; Cnidaria; Anthozoa; Scleractinia; Pocilloporidae
Source: RefSeq, a predicted model, not a curated record
GAACAACACCACAAACAAUGUUCAGCACCGAUGGCGGAAAAAGCGAUCCAGUGCGGCUAUUCAAGCUUUGGUUGUCCAAGCGACCCGAAGGAAUGAAGAACACAGGGCCACUCUAUCUAAGCAUCAUAAAUCGUCCUAAAUCAGCAGAUGUUUGGUAUACCAAAGUUCGAAUGGGACAAAACACCAUCGGCAAUUUAAUGAAAUCCAUGGCCUCCUGUCUCAGGACGAAUAAGAAGCUGACGAACCACAGCAUGAGGAAAACAUUGGUAUCAAAACUGAAGAAAUCAGGUCAACCGCGCAAUAUCAUCUGUGAAAUAACAGGCCAUGCACGUGAAUCUUCGUUAGACGACUACGAUGAAAUAGACGAGAAUCACAGGAAAGAACUGUCUCACAUUAUCAGUGGAUAUAAAGACGUGUCAAACGAAAAUCAAGCAAACGAAGUCUCCCGCCAAAACACUGCAAAUCAAGCCUCAAAUCAAGAGAUUGCAGUCCAACAUAAACGAACACCUCUGGUUCCUAUUUAUCACGUCCAACAACAAGGCCAAAUGUAUCAGGCCAUGGGUUCCAAUCCUGGUUUUCAGCCAGCUGAAUUUUCAGGAUUUCAACCACGUUUUCCAUUGCUGUCUCCGCAGUACCGCAUGGAAGCCCUCAGUUGUGCUGCUCCCGUUCCAUCGCAGAAUUACACAGUCUGCACCUUCAAUUUCUUCUCCAGAGACAGCCAGAAUUCUCCACCCCAACCACAGAAGAAACGAAGGGUUUACAUCAUUGAGUCAGACGACGAGGAUUGAACUUUAACGCUUCACUAUUUUUCUGAGUUAU